CAGUCAGGCAGUAAAGCCUGUUGGGCAUCUGAACCACUUUGAGAUCAGAUAGCGACAGUAUUCACCAGUAUUCCACAGAGAAUACACUGGAUGUAUAUUUUCCCUCAGCUUAUCUGGACUUAGAUCCAACUGUGUCUCUCAGUUCUGUAGCUGUGUGUAUGGAGCGCCAGGCAGUGCAGCGGGCCAAGGAGGCCUUCAUGGGCGGCAGGACUCGUCCUCUGGAGUUCAGACUGCAGCAGCUUCGCGCCCUGCAGACGAUGAUCACUGAGAAAGAGACUGAGAUCUCCACUGCUGUCAAACAGGACCUCAACAGGAGCCAGUACGACACACCACUCUUGGAGCUGAUUGGCAUUGAGAAUGAGAUCCAGCUGGCUAUAGAGAAGCUGGCAGAGUGGGCGGCUCCUCGACCUGUAGAGAAGAACCUCCUCACUAUAUCAGAUGAGGUUUAUAUUCAGCCAGAGCCCCUGGGUGUGGUGCUCAUCAUCGGGGCCUGGAACUACCCCUGGGCUCUCACUCUCCUGCCCCUGGUUGGGGCUAUUGCUGCAGGCAAUGCAGCUGUGGUGAAGCCGUCAGAGCUCAGCGAGUAUUCAUCCCUCCUCCUCCGGGCACUGCUGCCUCGCUAUCUGGACAAGGAUCUGUAUCCAGUGGCAACAGGUGGCGUGUCAGAGACUCAGGAGCUGCUGAAGCAGCGAUUUGACCACAUCUUCUACACAGGCAGCAGCACAGUUGGUAAACUGGUGAUGGAGGCUGCCGCUCAUCACCUCACCCCAGUAACCCUGGAACUCGGGGGGAAGAGCCCCUGCUACAUUGACAAGAACUGUGACAUCAGAAUUGCCUGCCGUCGUAUCACAUGGGGGAAGUUUGUCAACUGUGGUCAGACGUGCAUCGCUCCAGACUACAUCCUGUGUGAACCCUGCAUCCAGGGCCGAGUGGUGGAGUGUAUCCGACAAACUCUUCUGGAAUUUUAUGGUGCUGAUCCUAAAUGCUCACCUGACUAUGGCCGAAUUAUCAACCAGCAUCACUUCAACAGAGUCCUGGGUCUGAUGGAGGGUUACACUCCUGUGGUGGGAGGCCAGAAUGAUGCCUCACAGUGCUACAUUGCCCCGACUGUGCUGAAGGAUGUGCCCCCCCACUCCAGACUAAUGCAGGAGGAGAUCUUUGGACCUCUGCUGCCCAUAGUGACUGUGAGUGACAUGGAUGAUGCCAUUCGCUUUAUCAAUGAGAGAGAGAAACCUCUGGCCCUGUACAUCUUCUGCACUGAUAAGAAGGCUACAAAAAGGAUGAUUGAGGAGACCACGAGUGGAGGAGUGACAGUCAAUGAUGUGCUUAUGCACUACACACUCAGCUCCCUCCCUUUUGGUGGUGUUGGUCAUAGUGGUAUGGGCUACUACCAUGGCAAACACAGCUUCGACCAACUGAGCCACCAGAGAGCCUGUCUGGUCCGCUCUCUGGGCAUGGAGCGUGUUAACCUGGCGAGGUACCCUCCUCAGGACCGUCGACGAGCGCGCAGGGUGCGCAUGGCCCUCAAGACGCCUCUGAUUGACAUGUCCAAGAGGACGCUGGUCUGGGCCAUUGCUGCCACGAUAAUCGGCCUUGGCCUGCUUAUCACCCUACUGGUCAUCUUGCUCAUAGCUGCAGGGCUCAACUGUACCUGCUGGUACUGGAGAGGCUUUUAUAACUACUUCUAAGACACUGCAAUGUUUUUGUAAGUGCUGUCAGGGUUUGGUCCAUGUGAAGAACCCACCUGAACACACACUCACUUCUGUUUUAUAUUCAGAUAUUUUAAAGAUCAACAAGAGGGCAACCCUCUGAGCUAACAUUUACUAGCUGUGUGUCUGUUCUCUGUCAGACAAUUCCCUGAACAAUGAGACAAGCAGGUUUAACAUUGUCACUUCUGCAGGAAAUAUGACCAUGAACUGAGAAUUCCAGUCAAUUUAUGGUAUUCCAGUUAAAAUAUGCAUGUAUUUUAGCAUUUAUCUUUCAAAAUAAAAUGACUGUCAGAUGACUUAUGUCAUUUAGCACAUUUUGUAAUUGUACAAAACCUUUUCUU
Monopterus albus (swamp eel) is the source of this 2050-nucleotide messenger RNA. RefSeq names its product aldehyde dehydrogenase, dimeric NADP-preferring-like. Gene Ontology annotation, biological process: aldehyde metabolic process. Gene Ontology annotation, cellular component: cytoplasm. Gene Ontology annotation, molecular function: 3-chloroallyl aldehyde dehydrogenase activity; aldehyde dehydrogenase (NAD+) activity. The coding region runs from base 159 to 1688 and encodes 509 amino acids. The record is from RefSeq and is a predicted model, not a curated record. The transcript is spliced from 10 exons. NCBI's taxonomy places the organism in Eukaryota, Metazoa, Chordata, Actinopteri, Synbranchiformes, Synbranchidae.